AUGCCUGGAUUUCUUACUCCAUUUUGUUCCCAACGCUAUCACUUGCAAGAGUUUCAUGGUCGUCAUUAUUCUAGACCCAAUGAAUUGUUUAAUCAUCGACAUUCGUCGUUACGCAAUGUUAUAGAAAGAACAUUUGGUGUUCUGAAGAAACGCUUUCUAAUAUUGCAAUCCAUGCCAAAUUACAAGUCAACAAGACGAGGACCCCUCGUGAUUGCAUGUUGUGAUGCAGCUAUAGACCCAUUCUUCAUGGAAGCUGAUAAUGAAAUGGCGGCAGAAGCAACAGUAGACGAGUUUGUUGGAGGCCGAGCUGACUAUGUUAAUAUGUCACAACAUGGGUUGAUUUACCAAUUGAACUUCAGGGAUGCAAUUGCUACUGCGAUGUAG
Messenger RNA from Camellia sinensis, 384 nucleotides. Lineage: Eukaryota; Viridiplantae; Streptophyta; Magnoliopsida; Ericales; Theaceae. The record is from RefSeq and is a predicted model, not a curated record.